CGGCGGGUGAAGGACGGCUGGGAAGGCAGAGUCCGUGUUUGUAAAUAAGACCGUUAAAAUCUGUGUUUUAUUUACAAAAGUUAUGCCGGCUAUUUUUAAGUGUCGUGCCCAGUUGUUUUAGAUCGUUUUUUAAUUUAUUUUUUUGCUGUUAUUCCUCGCUUGAUUUGUGUGGUUUUACACUACGCGUAAUGGCGAGCUCGGCUAACUCGAAUCAAGUGCCUAAACUGUACAGGUCUGUGAUUGAAGAUGUUAUCAAUGAGGUCCGGGAGCUCUUCCUGGAUGAGGGGGUGGACGAGCAGGUCCUCAUGGAACUCAAAACGCUGUGGGAGAACAAGCUAAUGCAGAGUAAGGCAGUGGAGGGCUUCAACACAGAGGAGCAGGCUGCCCUCCAGGCAGCAGCCCAGCAGCAGGCACAACAGGCCCAGCAGGCCACCCAGCAAGCCCAGACACAGCAGGUCCUCCUGCCCCCGCAGCAGCAAGUGACGAGCUGGCAAUCGACCCGGCCUACUGUCACCAGCGCACCUCAGCAGCAAGUCAUUGUGCAGGAUCCUAAAAUUCUGCAGCAUAUGAGUGCAACAGGGAUGAGUGCAGCAACCACAGCAGCAACCUUGGCCUUACCAACAGGAAUCAGUCCCUACCAACAACUCAUCACUAGCCAAGGCGGCAAUUUGCCCCAGACUAUAUAUCUUAAAACAGUGGACGGUCAGAUCCUCCAGGUGCUGCGUGCGGCUAACGGGACCCAGUACAUUAUCCAGCCUCAGCAGCAGAUGGUCCUUCAGCAGCAGGUCCUUCCUCAGAUGCAGCCUGGCGGUGGGCAGGCCCCCGUUAUACAGCAGGUACGCCCCAUCACACAGGUACUGGCUCCUCUCCAGGGAGGACUCCCCCAGGUGCUGGCUCCUCUACAGGGAGGCCUCCCCCAGCAGACAGGAGUCAUCAUCCAGCCUCAACAGGUCAUCCUCACUGGGAACAAGGUCCAUCAGAAUGCACAGGUAAUGCAGAUGACAGGCCAGCCCGGUCAGGUGCAGCAGAUCCAGCAGCAGGUCCAACAAGUACAACAGGUCCAGGGCGGAGCUACACCAGGAGGCUCACAACAACAGCAGCAGAUCCAGCAGCAAGUCCAACAAGUACAACAGGUCCAGGGCGGAGCUGCACCAGGAGGCCCACAGCAACAGCAGCAGAUCCAGCAGCAGGUCCAACAAGUACAACAGGUCCAGGGCGGAGCUGCACCAGGAGGCCCACAACAACAGCAGCAGAUCCAGCAGCAGGUCCAACAAGUACAACAGGUCCAGGGCGGAGCUGCACCAGGAGUCCCACAGCAACAGCAGCAGCCUCCUAUGAUGCUGCAGGUGGACGGAGCGGGGGACACGUCCUCAGAGGACGAAGAUGAGGAGGAAGAGUAUGACGAGGAGGAAGAUGAAGAAAAGGAAAAAGAUGGCGAGGACGGCCAGGUGGAGGAGGAGCCUCUGAAUAGUGAAGAUGAUGUGAGUGACGAGGAGGACCAAGAACUGUUUGAUACAGAGAAUGUGGUGGUGUGCCAGUAUGACAAGAUACACAGAAGUAAGAACAAAUGGAAGUUCCACCUGAAGGAUGGGAUCAUGAACCUGAACGGCCGAGACUACGUCUUCUCCAAAGCCAUCGGGGACGCAGAGUGGUAAAACACACAGCACAAAGAAUGCGUCCCAAAUAGCACUCUAUUACCUAUAUAGUGCACUACAUAGGGAAUAGGGUGCCACUACAUAGGGAAUAGGGUGCCAUUUGGAACACAGAAAAGGAACACACAACAACAACAAAAACACCACGAAGGAACUCUGGAACUUUCUGUCAAGUUUGAGAAAGAGACUCAUCAAUAACUAUGACCCAGGGCAUCAUAUUUCAGCCAGAGGACCUGGGAUGGGCUGGUUUGGGAAGGAAAUAAACGUAACACACCACCCAAAACUGUGAUACAGACUGAUGCACAUCUGUAUGAAUGUUAUAUCUGUAUUAACACCCAAUACCCUACAAGCCUCCCAAGACAAGACACUGAGGAUUCCAUGCAGCACGGCCGAGGGAUCGAUGGAGAAAUCUUCUUAGUUUCUUUGUUUGACUGAAUUCACCUCCAUUUUGACCUGACUGUUUUCUCCAACUUCUAGUGGACCAGAUAUAACCACUGACUUGAGUUGACCCACCCUAAACACUUUAUGCCAAUAGGUUUGAAUCAAGGUCAAAGGUCAGAUAAAAUAUCCAGUGAUUGGACAGGGAGUCUUUCGAUCCCAGUUGUGUGCCUAGUGAUUGGCUAGGAAACACGUCAGUCAAUCCCAGUUUUUUUCAGUGACUGGGCACCACACAGUGAAGUUGACACCAGUGUAUUGAGUUGAGUUGGCUGUUUGAAAAAGGUUGACGUUAUUAUCUUCAUCUGCUUGUAGAUCUGGGUCCAUGUCACUGAUAUGAUAUUCCUGCCACAUGUUCUGAUGGUCCAUACUAAAAGUGCCCUCCUGUUUAUCUAGUUGAUAGUGAUAUCCACUGUGUUCAGCAGUCCAGCUUCCCUCCUGUUUAUCUAGUUGAUAGUGAUAGCCACUGUGUUCAGCAGUCCAGCUCCCCUCCUGUUUAUCUAGUUGAUAGUGAUAUCCACUGUGUUCAGCAGUCCAGCUUCCCUCCUGUUUAUCUAGUUGAUAGUGAUAGCCACUGUGUUCAGCAGUCCAGCUCCCCUCCUGUUUAUCUAGUUGAUAGUGAUAUCCACUGUGUUCAGCAGUCCAGCUCCCCUACUGUUUAUCUAGUUGAUAGUGAUAUCCACUGUGUUCAGCAGUCCAGCUCCCCUCCUGUUUAUCUAGUUGAUAGUGAUACCCACUGUGUUCAGUAGUCCAGCUCCCCUCCUGUUUAUCUAGUUGAUAGUGAUAUCCACUGUGUUCAGCAGUCCAGCUCCCCUCCUGUUUAUCUAGUUGAUAGUGAUAUCCACUGUGUUCAGCAGUCCAGCUCCCCUCCUGUUUAUCUAGUUGAUAGUGAUAUCCACUGUGUUCAGCAGUCCAGCUCCCCUCCUGUCUCUGUUUUAAUAUUGUUUUAUCAUGAUGAAGAACGAACACUAAAGGCAAAAGGAUGUUUUUAUUUUCUCUUGAGAGUGCUGAGUCUAUAUGUCUCUGAUUUCAAUCUGUCUGCUUCAUGACCUAAUCCUGAAUCAUCCUAUUGUUGACUGUCACCUUUGUAAAGAAUCUACCAAUGAAUGGAUAGAUACAAUUAUUGUAAAAACGUCUUCAAAACGCU
This is a messenger RNA of Oncorhynchus nerka (sockeye salmon), 3234 nucleotides long. Its product is annotated as transcription initiation factor IIA subunit 1-like. Lineage: Eukaryota; Metazoa; Chordata; Actinopteri; Salmoniformes; Salmonidae. Bases 189 to 1655 code for a protein of 488 amino acids. The transcript is spliced from 12 exons. Gene Ontology annotation, cellular component: transcription factor TFIIA complex. The record is from RefSeq and is a predicted model, not a curated record. Gene Ontology annotation, biological process: transcription by RNA polymerase II; transcription initiation at RNA polymerase II promoter.